Messenger RNA from Histoplasma capsulatum G186AR, 1803 nucleotides. RefSeq names its product phenylacetyl-CoA ligase. NCBI's taxonomy places the organism in Eukaryota, Fungi, Ascomycota, Eurotiomycetes, Onygenales, Ajellomycetaceae. The record is from RefSeq and is a predicted model, not a curated record. Bases 1 to 1803 code for a protein of 600 amino acids. Gene Ontology annotation, molecular function: CoA-ligase activity. The transcript has 6 exons.
AUGCAACCCUUCUUCGGAGCAGGCCCAUCUCAAGAAUACCGGUUUCCGGUGCACGAUAUGCCUUUCAAAACACCCUCCUGGGUGCCUCAACUUCCCUUCGAGAUCCCGGAUUCUUUGACUGUCGAACAAUUCGUCUUCGACGAUGGUUAUCGGCCACGAUCCAUCGAUGAAUCCAGUAACCCUUUCACUUGCGGGUUGUCAGGAAAGACCUACACCGCGCGGGAAGUGCGCCAGCGGGUGGACUGGCUUGCAAGGUCUUUGAGUCAGCAGCUUCAAUGGGAGUCCGCAAAAGGGUCCGAAUGGGAGAAAAUUGUGGGACUGCAUAGCUUGAAUACGCUUUUGCUUCCUGGUGCCUGUGGAACCGGCAGGCGAUUGAUUGGUGAUGGGCGUGCAAUUCAGAUUGAUUCUAUGACUCUUGCCUGGGCGAUACAUCGCCUGGGGGGCAUCUGCAUGCUUAUCCAUCCAACGAACACCGAAGAUGAGGUGACACGCCAGCUUCAGGCUGCUGGAUGCAAGAUCGUCUUCACAUGCGAGCCCCUACUUCCAAUUUGUAAGGCAUCGGCGACACGCCUUCAAAUCCCGCCCCAAAAUAUUUUCCUCCUCCAGACCGCCUUGACCUCGCCAGGGACACCAGAACAUCUGAGCUUCGAUGAUCUAGUGGAGAGAGGGCAAUGUCUGGACGCGAUCGAGCCGUAUCAGCUGAAGAAAGGGAUGGGAGCCGCCCAGACGGCUUAUUUGAUUUCCUCCAGCGGUACCUCUGGAAAUCAGAAAAUAGUCAAAGUCUCCCAUCGCAAUGUGAUUGCAAACAUUGUACAGCUGUAUGCCUUUGAACUUCCAUACAAAAAGGAGCUCGCGCUGGACAGAUGUCUUUGUAUUUUACCGCAGAGCCAUUGUUCCGGGCUCAUCCUUUGCCAUACGUGGUUCUUUCGUGGCGAUUCCAUCUAUCUCCUUCCCAAAUUCGACAUGAUGCAAAUGUUGAAACUAGUGCAGGAGGUCAAGCUGAACAGGAUUAUCUUGAUCCCGCCUAUUCUCUCCCCUUUGAUUACAUAUCCAGAAAUGUUUAAGGCAUUCGAUCUCUCGAGCGUCAAAGCUAUUGUGGUUGGCGCACUUUCUCUCGAUGAAAAGCUUGCUACUGCGUUCAAGAAUCAAUAUCCGGAUAUUAUUCUUCAAACAGCGUAUGGUAUGACGGAGAGUUUUACUGUCAUAGCCUACAUAAAUCCCAGCCACAAUUUGCUGGGUUCGGCGGGAACUCUCAUUCCAGAAAUCCAGGCACGGCUCCUCUCCGAGGACGGAAAAGAGGUCACAGAAUACAAUCAGCCUGGCGAGCUUAUAGUUUCCUCUCCAAGCGUAGUCUUAGGCUACCUCAACAACGAGGCGGCAGACGCGUCUGCGUUCACUCAGGAUCACUGGCUGAAAACGGGCGACCUGGUGGAAAUGAGACUGGCACCUGACGGCACAGAACAUCUUUUUGUCAUCGAUCGCCUCAAGGAUGUUAUCAAAGUCAAAGGAAUUCAAGUUGCUCCAUCCGAGCUCGAGGCUUUGCUCCUCCGUCACCCGGCUGUUGCAGACUCAGCGGUGGUGGCAGUCCCUGAUGACACGUUCGGGGAGUCACCCAAGGCAUUCAUCGUGCGAACGGCGGGCCUCACAGAGGACGACGAUGCACUCAAAGAUAGUAUCCACGCGCAUAUCCGUCAGCAUGCGGCGCAGCAUCAGUGGUUGAGAGGAGGAAUUGAAUUUCUUGAUGAGAUCCCAAAGGGGGGCAAUGGGAAACCGUUGCGAAAGUCGUUGAGAGAUCGUACAUAG